Molecule: messenger RNA, 429 nt
Organism: Angiostrongylus costaricensis
Lineage: Eukaryota; Metazoa; Nematoda; Chromadorea; Rhabditida; Metastrongylidae
Source: the annotation of a GenBank genome assembly
AUGCAUAAACGAGGCAUAGGACUGGCGAAAUGGGAAUUGCAGCACAAAACCGCGACGAUCGGCGAACUACUGGGGGAAGGCGUAUUUGGUGAAUUAAAAUCCAACUGCGCUGAGAGCGAACUAUCGAAAGCGAAAAUCAAAGAGAUGAUGAAAGAAGCUCGUCUUACUCGAGAUUUGAAACAUCCAAAUGUUGUAUUCAUCUUUGGCGUAGCGUUGUUAGAACAUCCUCUCUACAUUGUACUUGAAUAUAUCUCAGGAGGCGAACUAGAUGUUCACCUUCGGAAACAAAAACAAACAGUAGAUGAGAAAGAACGUCCUUACAUGACUAUGGGAGCUGCUUGGGGAAUGGAAUAUCUGCACAGAAACUGCAUCCUGCACAGGGAUAUCGCAGCUCGAAAUUGCCUUUACGAUAACAAAAGGCCCGUAUGA